AUUUGAUAUGAUAGCUAUCUUGAAUUAGAAAGAAUUACCAAUAUUAAUAUUUCAUGGGAGGAAGAAAGAGAACCUUUAAAAUCCUCAAAAAACCUAAACCAAUGAAACCGAGAGCAUAUUUUGAUUGUGCUGUUUGUGGAUGGAAAGAUUGCAUCAUUAUUAAAAUGUAUUCUUAAUUUUAUCAAUUUACUCUAGCAAGAAAGGCUACAAAACUGCUAAGUUGGAAUGCGAAAGAUGUGAAACCAAAUUCGAUAUGAAAGUUCGAUCAUUAGAUGAACCUAUUGAUAUUUAUCAUGAGUGGCUUCAUAAAUUAAAAACUAAAGCUAUUACACCGUAUCCAAAUAGAAUGUAAGAUGAAUAUGAUGAUACAGGAGAUGAAGCCAAUGAAAAUGAUGUUGAAUGUAUUUCCUCUCAUUUUAUUGUAUUAGAAUUACUGAAAAAUCAAAAAGGGAAAAAAAAUACAAGGAAAAGAAUUAAAAGGAAUGCAUCCGACGAAGAAAUCUCCGCUAAGAAUGAUAAAGUAUCUGAUUCAGAAGAAGCUCUAGAUGAGGAUUAGGAUAUCUCUGAAGAUUCAUUAUUGAACAAAUAAAAAGUAGAAGACAACAUUGAUGAUAACUAAGAAGAUGAAAAAGAGAAUGACUAAGAAGACGAGAAAGAUGAUUCAGAGGAUGAGUCAUUUAAUAUUAAAGAAUAAUACAAAAGAAAAAGAGGUAAAAAAAAAUGA
This is a messenger RNA of Paramecium octaurelia, 724 nucleotides long. NCBI's taxonomy places the organism in Eukaryota, Ciliophora, Oligohymenophorea, Peniculida, Parameciidae. The record is from the annotation of a GenBank genome assembly.